Molecule: messenger RNA, 1326 nt
Organism: Prunus armeniaca (apricot)
Lineage: Eukaryota; Viridiplantae; Streptophyta; Magnoliopsida; Rosales; Rosaceae
Source: the annotation of a GenBank genome assembly
AUGGAUUUUGGGGUUUCUCGAAAGGAGAAAAGGGUCUCUAGGACAACGGCGGUGUGGGAUAUGGAGGAUUUAGAGCUACGGUUUGGUGCAAAUCUUCGGUUGUCUGAUCGAGAACGUCAGGGGGUCCACAUCGGGGAGAUUGAACUUGGCAGUCAAUUUGUUGGCCUUCACAACACCCUUGUGGCAAAAGUUCUAUCCAAUCGAGUCGUUAAUAAGGAGGGUUUCUUUUCCUCCUUCUCUCGUUUGUGGAAAGGCAUUUCUGAAGUCUCGAUUAGGGAGAUUGCUGAUAAAUUAUUUCUGGUGAGAUUUGAGAAUCACAGGGACAAAGCUAGGGUUUUGGAUAUGGAGCCUUGGACAUUUCGUGAUGCCCUUGUCUUGCUUUCGGAAGUCACGGUGGGUUGUGAUAUUAGAUCUGUAGAUUUGAAGAUGGGAGUUUUCUGGGUGCAGCUUCAUGGGAUCCCUCCCUUAACCAUGACUGUUGGUGUGGCAAGAAAGAUUGGUUCGCUCCUAGGUCAGGUUGCGGAAGUGGACCAUGCAGAUGGGGAAGACUGCGUUGGGUGCUUUGCGAGGGUUCGUAUUCAAUUUGAUGUCACCCAACCCCUUAUGCGGGGUGCCUUUGUUGAGUUUCCUGAGGUUGGAUCGGUAUGGAUCAGCUUUCUCUACGAGUUUCUACCUGAAUACUGUUUUAUCUGUGGCUGCUUGGGGCAUCCAAGCCGUGUCUGUUUGGAAAAAGCUGGAGAAUGCUCUUCUCAACGCUGUGGAGUUGAGUCAUUAUAUGCCUUUGCUGGUCUUGAGGCUGUUGAAGAUAUGCGAGGCCGGCCUUUGAAAUCGGUUCUUCGUAGGGUUGCGCAAGGAAGUCCAAAUGCAGGAUCAUGGCGGCCCCGUGCGCAGCAUGCUUCGGAGAGGAGGUUAUCAUUAGCGGAAUCUAUCCGACAGCAGCGGGAACUUGACACACGUCGCACUCAGGUUCUGGCGCAAGCCUGGGAUGCAGGCCUGUUUGGUUCUGGAGGAGUACUCCAUGGGGCUCACACAGCUGCUAAUCCAGCUUCGGUACCAAUUGAGGUAGCAGAGUCGGCUGAAGAGGCUCGCACUUUUCCUGGAAAAGCUGAUCCUUUACGCCCUGGUCCACUUGCCCGGAUGAGCUGCGGUAAGCGAGGUCGAGAAGUUUUUGACUCUAGGGUCAAGAGUUGCACUGGGGUCUUUGGUGAUGAGACCCGACUUGGGGCUGAAUUUGCUGGGGAUUCUAGCAAGCGAAGAUUGCUGGUUCUUGAGGAAUCAGAACAGACUGUGGAGACCGGCCUUGACCUGUCUCCACGAUCGCCAUGA